This is a messenger RNA of Rhinolophus ferrumequinum (greater horseshoe bat), 3190 nucleotides long. RefSeq names its product glucosaminyl (N-acetyl) transferase 1 (gene GCNT1). The record is from RefSeq and is a predicted model, not a curated record. Gene Ontology annotation, cellular component: membrane. The coding region runs from base 728 to 2014 and encodes 428 amino acids. The transcript is spliced from 5 exons. NCBI's taxonomy places the organism in Eukaryota, Metazoa, Chordata, Mammalia, Chiroptera, Rhinolophidae. Gene Ontology annotation, molecular function: beta-1,3-galactosyl-O-glycosyl-glycoprotein beta-1,6-N-acetylglucosaminyltransferase activity.
GGUACCAGACCGCUGCCAGCGCACCGCAGCGCUGGGCGAGUGCGCGGCAGGUGAGGGGUGGCUCCGCGUGGCUCUUCUGGGGCGCUGCGCGGUACCGCACCCUCUGGCGCCCCGGGACCAUACUCUUGAUGCAGAUGCAGAGCAAACCCCAGAAACCCUUGCCUGCCACGCACUUCUCAUCUUUCACGGUGGACGAUGUUGCCUGCAGAUCCAGGCUGGACAUUAUGGGCUGCCCAGGUGAAGGACUUCCCUCUCAUCCUCCAUUCUCCUGACACGCAGCCCAGUUAGCUCUCAGCCUCCCCUGUCCCUGUCCAUCACCCCUCUGCUGAGGAAGAGCAAAGUGCUGCAUCACUCAGGAGCUGGGAUCCCCUGACCGAACCCAACUGCUCUUGUGCACAAGUGAGGAGACCAACGUGCGGAAAGGUUAAGACAGAUUUUUUAAAAAGCCUCAUGAGGCAUAACACCAUUGCUGGAUGUCUGGUAAAAUUAAGAAAUCUGGCUGCAUGAGAUGUAGUCUACAUGGGCAACAGGCUAUUACCUGGAAUCAGAGAACUAAAUGAGCCAGACUUUCCUUAAUUCUAAAAGUUCUCUUUUCCACUUCAAGAUGCCUUUGUACUAAUAAAUGCAAACUGACAACUCUCAAGGACACGACAGACAGAAAAAUCAUUACUCCUGGAAGCCUAGAAGACCACCCUUAAUAAAGGAAAGUCCCUGAUUGUUGUUUGAAAUGCUGAGGAAGUUGCUACGAAGGAGACUUUUUUCUUAUCCCACUAAAUAUUACUUCUUGCUUCUCGUUUUUUCCCUAGUUACUUUCUCUGUUUUAAGAAUUUAUCAAAAGCCUGAAUUUGUCAGUGUUGAACAUUUGGAGCUGGUCGGAGAGAAUCCUAGUAGUAAUAUUAACUGCACCAAAGUUUUACAGGGUGAUAUAAAUGAAAUCGAAAAGGCAAAACUUGAGAUUCUAACAGUGAAAUUUGGAAGGCGACCUCGGUGGACAAACUUUGACUAUAUAAACAUGACUAGUGAUUGUACUUCUUUCAUCAAGAAGCGCAAGUAUAUUGUAGAACCCCUUAGUAAAGAAGAGGAAAAGUUUCCAAUAGCAUAUUCCAUAGUGGUUCAUCACAAAAUUGAAAUGCUUGACAGGCUCUUGAGGGCCAUCUACAUGCCUCAGAAUUUCUAUUGCAUUCAUGUGGACAAAAAAUCAGAGGAUUCCUUUUUGGCUGCGGUGAUUGGCAUUGCAUCCUGUUUCAGUAACGUCUUUGUGGCCAGUCGGCUGGAGACUGUCGUGUAUGCAUCGUGGAGUCGGGUUCAGGCGGAUCUCAACUGUAUGCAGGACCUCUACCGAAUGAGUGCAGACUGGAAGUACUUGAUAAAUCUUUGUGGUAUGGAUUUUCCUAUUAAAACCAACCUGGAAAUUGUCAGGACGCUCAAGUCGUUAAACGGAGAAAACAACCUAGAAACUGAGAAAAUGCCAUCCAAUAAAAAAGAAAGGUGGAAAAAGCAUUAUACCAUUGUUAAUGGAAAACUGACAAACACAGGGACAGACAAAUUACAGCCUCCUCUUGAAACACCUCUGUUUUCAGGCAGUGCCUAUUUUGUGGUCAGUAGGAAUUAUGUGGAGUAUGUGCUAGAGAAUGAAAAAAUCCAAAAGUUUAUGGAGUGGGCAAAAGACACAUACAGCCCAGAUGAGUAUCUCUGGGCCACUAUUCAGAGGAUCCCUGAAGUCCCAGGCUCACUGUCCCUAAGCCAUAAGUAUGACAUGUCCGACAUGCAUGCAAUUGCUAGGUUUGUCAAGUGGCAGUACUUUGAAGGUGAUGUUUCCAAGGGCGCCCCCUACCCGCCCUGCAGUGGUGUCCACGUACGCUCCGUGUGUGUUUUUGGAGCAGGUGACUUGAACUGGAUGUUGCGCAAGCACCACUUGUUUGCUAAUAAGUUUGACACAGAUAUCGACCUCUUUGCCAUCCAGUGUUUGGAUGAGCAUUUGAGGCAUAAAGCCCUGGAGACGUUAAAACACUGACCAUUCAUUGUACGCAAUUUUAGAUAGUAAGGCUACAUGAGACGUACCCUCAUCUGAUUCUUCUGCUCAGAAAAACAGGAGGGGGAGCUCUUUGGACCAGGGACUUCAACUCUUCCAUGUCAGAGAAGCGACAUGGUGUCUGCAGAGCACAUUCCGUUAGAAAGCUUAUGGCGUUAAACAUUGGCUUGGAGUUAACAUGAGGCCAGGGCAGGAUGUGAGGCAUUGUGGGGAGAGGUGGCCCAUGUGGCCGGGAAAGAGGCCGAAUGCAAAAACCAGCCUGUUAAAAGAGCUCAGGGACUUAACAAAAUGAUGAUUUGACCUGUGCCAAAAUUACUUUGAGAGGUUCAAAUAUGAUCGUUUUCCUGAUCUGAAUGAAUUUAUAGUAACAACCAAUCCUAAGGAUAUAAUUUAUAUUGUAGGUUAUAUUUGUUGAAUUAGAAAUUUGCCUUUACUAUAAAGGAUUCUUACGGAUAAUUUACUUUCUGCUGUAACAUUGCAUUGUGUAGUGUAUCUGUGUAUGUCUUCUCAGGGAACUUGAGAAAAUGGGCUUGACUGAAUGUAAAUAUUUCUGACUAAUUUUUGCUUCUACCAAUGUACAUAUGUUUUUAAAAACAAAAAAGGGCAAUUUCUAGUUUAGUUGAUUCUAUGAAUCAUCUUAGAUUAUUAGAAAAGAUAUCUUAGGUUAUUAAAAGAGUUAAGAUAUCUUUAUUAUUAUAGUUUCUACAGAGUAACACUCAAUUUUCCAAACAUUUGUCUCUACUCCUCCCCCCAAACAUUGCUAUUAAGCUAUGUAAGAACUUGUUUUCAUGGUACCCCAGUUUCAUGAUUGCUUCAGUUCUCUUAUAUGAUUGGAUUGACAAUAAUUAGUGUAGAGAACUAAAACAGAAAACAGAAAGAACUAAAACAGAAAGGAUGAAAUAGGUGUGGAGUGGGGAAGAGAAGGAGUCACAUUUAGACAACUUCUGAGGCCUAUGAUGAGUGUUAAAAACCAGCAUUUGGCACUAUCCGCAGAUGUUAAGGCUGUUGCUCUUUGCUUGUGUCUAACCUCCCAGAGUCUUGUAUCCUAAUGUCACUUGUGUCUCCCUUUGAAAGGAACUGGCUUCCACUGUCCUUGGUUCUCCAUGUCACCUGCGCAUUGGUUGCUCCUUAGCCCUUGGGUUGUAAGUUUUCGUCUCU